Molecule: messenger RNA, 255 nt
Organism: Pyricularia grisea
Lineage: Eukaryota; Fungi; Ascomycota; Sordariomycetes; Magnaporthales; Pyriculariaceae
Exons: 2
Coding region: 1-255 (84 amino acids)
Source: RefSeq, a predicted model, not a curated record
AUGUACCUACCUACUGGAAGGAAAGGGGAGUUUCGUUUCGCUUUACCUCGGAUCAUUUGUGGAGAGGACCACGCAGGCGGUACUCCGUCCGAGCAACACCCCUCAAACAACACUCGCAUGAAUGAAUUGAAUUCAGCGAUGAGGGUGGGGGGCAGACCACGUAGGAAACAACAGGGAGCUUUCUUGACCCACCCACGCAAACACAAGAUCGAGGCUCGCUUGCUCCUGCAAAGCCACGAGAACUCAACGGUCUGA